AUGGUUAAAAAGGCAGGGUUAAUCAGCUCUUUCUUAUUCCUUUCAGAGAACAGAAAAUUUACUGGAGAUAAACCUCUUGAAUAUAGUCAAUGUGGGAAGGCCUUCAGGAGCAAGAAGCAUCUUGCUGUGUGUCAAAGAGUUCAUACUAGAGAGAAACUUUAUCAAUGUAGUGAAUGUGGGAAGGCCUUCUGGAAGAAGUCACAUCAUACUGAGCAUCAGAGACUUCAUACUGGAGAGAAACCUUAUCGGUGUAGUGAAUGUGGAAAGGCCUUCAGGAUUAAGUCAGAGCUUACUGUGCAUCAGAGAAUUCAUACUGGUGAGAUACUUUAUGAAUGUACAGACUGUGGGAAGGCUUUCCCCUACCACUCACAUCUUACUCGACAUCAAAAAAUUCAUACUGGAGAGAAACCUUAUGCAUGUAGUGAAUGUGGUAAAGCCUUCAGGUGCAACUCAGCACUUACAGCACAUCAGAGAAUUCAUGCUGGAGACAUUCUUUAUGAAUGUAAGGAGUGUGGCAAGGCUUUCCCCUACAACUCAUAUCUUACUAAGCAUCAAAAAAUUCAUACUGGAGAGAAACCUUAUGAAUGUAGUGAAUGUGGGAAGGCCUUCAGGUACAACUCACAACUUACAGGGCAUCAGAGAAUUCAUACUGGGGACAUUCUUUUUGAAUGUAAGGAGUGUGGGAAAGCUUUCCCCUACAAUUCAUAUCUUACUAAACACCAAAAAAUUCAUAGUGGAGAAAAACCUUUUGAAUGUAGUGAAUGUAGGAAGGCCUUCAGAAGUAAGAAACAACUUGCUGUGCAUCAGAGAAUUCAUACUGGAGAGAAACCUUAUGAAUGUAGUGAAUGUGGGAAGGGCUUCAGGAGUAAGUCAGAGCUUACUGUGCACCAGAGCAUACAUACUGGAGAGAAACCUUAUGAAUGUAAUCAAUGUGGAAAGGCCUUCAGGAUUAAGAAACAACUUACUAUGCAUCAGAGCAUUCAUACUGGAGAGAAACCUUUUGAAUGUAGUGAAUGUAGGAAGGCCUUCAGGAGUAAGAAACAACUUGCUGUGCAUCAGAGAAUUCAUACUGGAGAGAAACCUUAUGAAUGUAGUGAAUGUGGGAAGGGCUUCAGGAUUAAGUCAGAGCUUACUGUGCACCAGAGCAUACAUACUGGAGAGAAACCUUAUGAAUGUAGUGAAUGUGGAAAGGCCUUCAGGAUUAAGAAACAACUUACAGGGCAUCAGAGAAUUCAUAGUGGAGACAUUCUUUAUAAAUGUAAGGAGUGUGGGAAGCCCUUUCUGUGCAACUCAAAACUUGUACAGCAUCAAAGAAUUCAUUCACAAGAGAGACCUUAUGGAUGUAGUGAAUGUGGGAAGGCCUUUAGAUGUAAGUCACAGCUUACUGUACAUCAGAAAAUUCAUACUGGAGAAAAACCUUAUGAAUGUAGUGAAUGUGGAAAGGCCUUCAGGAAUAAGGGACAUCAUACUGUGCAUCAGAGAAUUCAUACUGGAGAGAAGCCUUAUGAAUGUACUGAAUGCAGAAAGGCCAUCAGGAGUAAGGAACAACUUAUAGUUCAUCUGAGAGUUCAUACUGGAGAGAAACCUUAUGAAUGCAGUCAAUGUGGAAAGGCCUUCAGGAGUAAGGCAGAGCUUACUGUGCACCAGAGCAUACAUACUGGAGAGAAACCUUAUGAAUGCAGUCAAUGUGGAAAGGCCUUCAGGACUAAGAAACAACUUACUGUGCAUCAGAGCAUUCAUACUGGAGAGAAACCUUGUGAAUGUACUGAGUGUGGAAAGGCCAUCCGGAGUAAGGAACAACUUAUAGUUCAACUGAGAGUUCAUACUGGAGAGAAACCUUUUGAAUGUAGUGAAUGUGGGAAGGCCUUCAGGAGUAAUUUCCCAACUUAAAUUGCAUCAGAAAAUUCAUUCUAGAGAGAAACCUUAUGAAUGUAGAGAAUGUGGAAAGGUCUUCAUGACAAAAA
This is a messenger RNA of Trichosurus vulpecula (common brushtail), 1964 nucleotides long. RefSeq names its product zinc finger protein 850-like. Gene Ontology annotation, biological process: negative regulation of transcription by RNA polymerase II. Gene Ontology annotation, molecular function: DNA-binding transcription repressor activity, RNA polymerase II-specific. Lineage: Eukaryota; Metazoa; Chordata; Mammalia; Diprotodontia; Phalangeridae. Bases 1 to 1890 code for a protein of 629 amino acids. The transcript has a single exon. The record is from RefSeq and is a predicted model, not a curated record.